GCGAUGAGUUCUUAAUUCUCACAAAUUUAAGUUGUGAUUUGAUCCUUUCUUUCUAUCUCUCUCUCUCUAUAUAUAUGUGAGUAUAUCUCACUCAAUUCAUGCUUCCAUAUUCAUCACUUUCUCACUGUGAGUGCGUCUAGUGUGUGUGAGAGAGAGAGAUGGGGGCGUUUGCAUGGCUUAAGACAUGGUCGUUGCUAAUUGUUAUAGCAGCAGCUUCUUCCUUUGAUUCCGACGAGACAUCAAACCGUCGAAAUCUUCUUGGAAAUGGCCUUGCUUCCACCCCUCCUAUGGGAUGGAAUAGUUGGAAUCAUUUCAACUGCAUGAUUGACGAGAAGAUCAUCAAACAAACAGCCGAUGCUCUCGUCGCAACUGGUCUUGCUAAACUGGGUUACAACUAUGUCAACAUAGAUGAUUGCUGGGCUGAGCUGAAUCGCGAUAGCAAGGGCGUUCUAGUCCCUAAAAAAUCAACAUUUCCUUCUGGGAUGAAGGCCUUAUCAGAUUACGUCCACACCAAGGGGCUUAAGCUAGGAAUAUACUCAGAUGCAGGGUUCUACACUUGCAGCAAGAAAAUGCCCGGCUCUCUCGGCCACGAGGAGAUUGAUGCUAAAUCCUUCGCCUCAUGGGGCAUCGAUUAUCUCAAGUAUGACAACUGCAACAACGGCGGAAUUAGGCCAACUCUAAGGUAUCCGGUGAUGACGAGAGCUCUGAUAAAUGCCGGGAGGCCGAUCUUCUUCUCCCUGUGCGAAUGGGGGGAUCUGCACCCGGCCCUCUGGGGUUACACCGUGGGGAAUAGCUGGAGAACCACCAACGACAUUUCUGAUACUUGGGACAGCAUGAUUUCCAGAGCUGAUCAGAAUGAAGUUUAUGCUGACUAUGCUAGGCCUGGUGGCUGGAAUGAUCCUGACAUGCUUGAGGUUGGAAAUGGAGGAAUGAGCAAGAAUGAAUGCAUAGUUCACUUCAGUAUAUGGGCUAUUUCUAAGGCACCCCUGCUCAUAGGUUGUGAUGUUAGAAAUAUAAGCAAAGACACUAUGGAAAUUAUAGCCAAUAAGGAGGUGAUUGCACUCAAUCAAGACAAGCUAGGUGUUCAGGCCAAAAAGGUUAGGAUGGAAGGUGAUUGGGAGGUGUGGUCUGGGCCUCUUUCGCAAUACAGAAUCGCAGUGUUGCUGCUUAACCGAGGCCCUGUGCGUACCGAAAUUACUGCUCAUUGGGAUGAUAUAGGAAUCGCCCCGACUACUUCUGUCCAAGCCAGAGACCUCUGGGAGCACAAGACGCUGAAUACAAGAUUUACAGGAAAUUUGACUGCAACUAUAGAUUCUCAUGGCUGCAAAUUGUUUGUAUUGAAGCUUGUUUCUUGAGGUUUAAGAUGUAUUUCUUUGUAUUCGACUAAUGUUGUUGUGAUGCUGUUCGAUUUAUCAAUAUAAUGUUGCUUUCUUUGUUGAGUUAUA
This is a messenger RNA of Salvia miltiorrhiza (redroot sage), 1445 nucleotides long. RefSeq names its product alpha-galactosidase 1-like. Gene Ontology annotation, biological process: carbohydrate metabolic process. The transcript has 12 exons. Gene Ontology annotation, molecular function: hydrolase activity, hydrolyzing O-glycosyl compounds. The record is from RefSeq and is a predicted model, not a curated record. Lineage: Eukaryota; Viridiplantae; Streptophyta; Magnoliopsida; Lamiales; Lamiaceae. Bases 159 to 1355 code for a protein of 398 amino acids.